AUGGCAAGUCAAGAGAGGAACGGCCAAAGCAUCAGCGCAGGCAAACAGAUUCGUCUUUGGGGUGUCAAGGCGCAAGAAAAGCUGAGGUCGGCCAACAUUCUACUUAUCACAUUCAAAGCAUUGGCAAAUGAAAUAGCAAAGAAUCUGGUUCUUGCUGGUAUCGGCUCGUUGACCAUUUUGGAUCAUGAAGUGGUUACAGAGACAGAUCUAUGUGCUCAAUUCUUUGUGUCUCAAGAGCAUGUUGGGCAGAAUCGAGCACAAGCUGCAGCCCCUCAGGUCAGGGCCAUGAAUCCGCGAGUGCAGUUGCAUGUCGAUACAGAGGAUGUUCGAAGCAAAUCUCCAGAGUUCUUCAAGGACUUUGAUAUUACGAUAGCCACUGACCUCGACUUUGACACAUAUUCCACCAUCAAUGCUGCCUGCCGUAUAUCGAAUCGACGAUUCUACGCUGCUGGUCUGCAUGGAUUCUAUGGUUACGCCUUUGCAGAUCUCAUAUCGCACGACUUUGUAAUUGAAAGGGAGAAAUCGAAUGUAGCACCUCACAUGCAGGAGACGCCCACAAGAUCGAUCGUCAGUAUCACCACGAAGAGAGAAAACGAUAAGGUCAUUGAGAUGGUAACCAAGCGUGAAAUUUAUUCUCCGUUAUUACUCGCCAAUAGCUCCCCCCUUCCUGAAGAAUUCACUCGUGUUGCACGUAAGAAGAGGAACGUGUCGCCUCUUCUCAGUUGCCUCCGCGCUUUAUGGGAGUUUCAACGAACAUCAAACGGCAAACUACCCAGCUUUUCCCGCACUGAACUAGAGACAUUCACUCGACUUGUCAACGAGCGCCAUCUCGAGUUACAGCUAGACAUCAGCACAAUUGACUCCUCAUUCCUUCGAAGCUUUCUCGAAAACCUGGGUUGUGAACUCAGUCCCGUCGCAGCAUUUAUCGGUGGAAGUCUAGCGCAGGACGUUAUUAACGUGCUAGGUGGUCGUGAGCAACCUCUACAGAACCUGUUGUUGUUCGAUGGAGAAAAGAACGUUGCGCCCAUCUACCCAUUACACCCUAUCUUCCCUCCUCAGAUUGAAGAUAUGGCUGCUAAGAUAUCGCCGACAGCUACUACGGCUGUACCAGCUACAUCCUUGCCUAUCCUUCCCGGUACAUCUGUACCUUUGGGUAAUGGUGUUCCUACUUCUUAAUUAUCCUUUCCUCCAGCGGUAGAUGGAUAUACUACAUUUUGUCGCAACGGCUAAAUAGAUUCUUCGUUUCACUAGAGAGGAUUUAU
Molecule: messenger RNA, 1262 nt
Organism: Talaromyces stipitatus ATCC 10500
Lineage: Eukaryota; Fungi; Ascomycota; Eurotiomycetes; Eurotiales; Trichocomaceae
Product: SUMO activating enzyme (AosA), putative
Exons: 4
Coding region: 1-1176 (391 amino acids)
Biological process (GO): protein sumoylation
Cellular component (GO): SUMO activating enzyme complex; cytoplasm
Molecular function (GO): SUMO activating enzyme activity
Source: RefSeq, a predicted model, not a curated record